AUCGAAGACUCAUAACUGACUUGGCUCAGCCACCCCGACACGGCGUGAUCACAGUCCCUCACUACUGUGGACUGCCCCCUACCCCUCAUCCUCCCUCCGUUCCCCGCGAUGAAAGGCGCCGACCCACCUCAUCACCUAGCCCUCACGCCGGUCCAGAGCCACCUCUCCGUUGAGGCCGCGCCCUAUGUCCGUAACCCUACGCCCGAUCCGGAGGCUCUCGACGAGAAGAUCUUGCCGUGCGUCUCGGCACAAAGCAAACCCGAGUUCGUCGAGCCCGGAUGGAAAGGCUGGCUGAACGUAGCUGGCAGUGUCGCGAUCAAUAUGAUAUGCUACGGGAUGACACAGUCCUUCGGCGUCUUCCAGCAGUACUACGAGACGGAGCUGCUGGCGGACGAGAGCGCGAUGGCCAUCUCAUGGAUCGGGGCGAUCAAUGCCGCGCUAUGCCCCAUGCUCGGAUGUAUCUCUGGGCCCCUAUUUGACGCAGGAUACCUCCGACACCUCACGUUCGCCGGCGGCGCGCUGUACGUCCUCGGCCUCACUAUGGCGAGCAUCAGCCGCGAGUACUACCAGGUGCUGUUGGCGCACGGGAUCUGCGUUGGUAUCGGUAUGGGCACGAUGUUUAGCCCGUCGGUCGCGACGCUCAGCCACCACUUUGCGCGCUCACGACACCGCAACCUCGUGUUUGGGUUGCAGGCGUGCGGCAGCGCCGUCGCCGGCAUCUACCUCCCCAUCAUGCUCAACUAUUUGAUACCUGCGAUCGGAUUCGGGUGGAGCAUGCGCGUGUUGGCACUCAUGGUCCUGGUCUUCACCACUAUCGGCUUCUUCGCCCUUUCCACCACGGAGCCGCCGCGCAAGAAGCUCGCCCUCCUCUCUCCGGCAGUCUAUGCCAACCCCGCCUACUCCGUCUAUCUCGUCGGCGCCUGCCUCUGCGCCCUCUCCGUCUAUGCGCCCUUCACCUUCGGCGUGACAUACGCGACGUCGCGCGGCGUGCCCCUCGAGAUCGCCAACUACGCGCCGGCGAUCUCGAACGGUGUCUCCCUUCUCGGCCGCACGCUGCCACUCAUCCUUGCGCGCCGCACAGGCCCCAUCAACGUCCUCAUGACCUUCGCGCUCGCCAGCGGCGCCGCCCAGCUUUUCUGGACGCUCGCGCGCUCCACCCCCGCCAUCCUCAUCUAUCUCGGCGUGUACGGCGUCGCGAGCGGCGGGUACGGCGCAAGCUUGAACCCCGGCGCGGCGAGUUUCGCGCCCCACGUCAACCAGGCGGGACUGUAUCUCGGCAUGUGCUUCUUCACUACAUCGUGGUUCUGGCUCGCGGGCGCGCCGGCGAUCGCCGCGCUCAUUGACAAGUACCCGACAUACCUCCCCGCAUCGCUGUUUGGGGGGUGUAUGCUGCUCGUUGGCGGCGCGUUCAUCGUGCUAAGUCGGUUCAUGAAAGCCAAGCAGGUUGGGAGUCCUUGGGUGUAGCGUGGAGUGACAACAAUAGACAGCUCCGUAUGUAUUCAUUAGCGU
This is a messenger RNA of Cutaneotrichosporon oleaginosum, 1509 nucleotides long. RefSeq lists its product as uncharacterized. Gene Ontology annotation, molecular function: transmembrane transporter activity. Lineage: Eukaryota; Fungi; Basidiomycota; Tremellomycetes; Trichosporonales; Trichosporonaceae. The record is from RefSeq and is a predicted model, not a curated record. Gene Ontology annotation, biological process: transmembrane transport. Gene Ontology annotation, cellular component: membrane.